AGAUGUUUAUUCUAUUUCUUAUUUUCUUUCUUUAGUAUAUCAAUCGUUCAAAGCAUGGCACUUCCGAAUCAUGUUAUCUUAAGAUUCUGAAUAAGUCGAGGAAAAGUCAGAACGCUACGGAUUUUCAAUACUGGGCCCGCUGACUCCGCAUUUUAAACAUGUCCUUGAAGCGUUCGAUUUACACAGAUCGUAGUCACAGCUAUUGUAAACAACAUGGCGGACAUUUUAGAAAAAGACGCAAAUAACAAUAACAAUGAGUUUAAAAUUGUGAAAAACAAGAAAGCAAAAAGUGACAUUUGGCAACAUUUUGGCCUGAAACUCAAUACAAAGAUAAAUCAAUUAGUUGAUAAUGUUGCCGUCUGUAUCCACUGCAAUCUGGACGUUAAAAUGAGUGGUGGAGGUACCUCAAAUCUGAGAACCCACAUCGAUCGCCGUCAUCCGAAUCUCAGCAGGGCUACUAAAUCCAGUACGUCAAAGGCAACAGAUGAAGAGGAUGAGACAAAACAUGUUGCUAAAAAGCAAAAAACCCUUGAUGGUAUGAUUGGUUCUAAAUAUCUCUUUAAUUCCGACAGAGCCAUGUGCAUCACUAGAUCUAUUGGCAAAUAUAUAAUUGAUGACAUACGACCAGUAUCUGUUGUAGAAGGAACAGGGUUCAAAAAGAUGAUUAUGACUUUGGAUCCUCGGUACACAAUCCCAGGUCAAACUUACUUCUCCCAAACAUUGAUUCCCAAUAUGUAUCAAGAGACAGCAGUCCGAGUUAAGUCUAGUCUCUCCAAUGCCAAGACAGUUGCAUUAACCACAGAUGGAUGGACCAGCCGAGCUCAUAUGUCAUAUAUCACCGUCACAUCUGCCCACAUUACACCAGAGUGGAAACUUGAGAACUUUGUUCUUCAAACACGCAGUAUGCCAGAGAGCCACACUGGUCUAAACAUUGCAAAUGUUGUGAGAGAUGCCAAAUCAGAGUGGUGCAUCACUACCCCCACCCCCCCACUGGUUUCUGACAAUGCAGCAAAUAUGACAGUUGGGGCUAGGGAACUUGGCAGCCAACCACACAUUGGUUGCUUCCCUCAUACACUCAAUCUUGGUGCGCAGAAAGCCCUGAAGAUGACUUCCGUCUCAAGGAUACUAGGGCGUGUUCAGAAACUUGUCGGGUAUUUUCACCGUAGUACUACAGCAGCAGCAGUACUGUCAGCAAAAACCAAUCUUUUAGGUAUGAAAAACUUAAAGUUGACCUGCGAUGUUCCUACACGCUGGAACUCUGCCGCUGACAUGUUGGAACGGUACCUCAAGUUGCAGCCUGCUGUUUAUGCAACACUUUUGUCACCAGAAAUAAGUCGCCACAUAGACCAUGAGACAAGCAUGUUGAAUGAAGCAGACACAAAACUGGCAGAGGACAUAGUGAAAUGCCUGUAUCUGUUGAAGGCAAUAACAGAAGCAGUCUGCACAGAGAGUAUGCCAACAGUUUCAGCUAACAUUCCGCUCAUACAGAAAGUCCAACAGAAUAUGGCAUUGAUAGGCACAGACUCUCCUAUGUCACGAUCUAUCAAGGAGGCCGUCCUAAGUGACUUGAACACUAGGUACACCAGUGAGGAGCUUCAGAAUUUCCUGUCUGAGUGCACUCUUCUGGAUCCACGUUUCAAGACCACUUACUUGACACCAGAGGCUAUGGAGAACACCUACCAUCGCUUGGCGCUGUUGUUACAAUCUGGGGAUGGAAAGGUACACGUUCAAGCUGACACCCAGGUUCCUACCCCUGGACAACAUAUUCCUCCACAUCCUGUGCUUCCCGAGAGGCCAAAUACCAGCCAAUCACCAUCUCCUACUGAGACAUCUGAUGAAGAGAAUGCAGCCAAAUGUCAGCGGUCCUCAGACUUCUCAAAGAAAGUUGGUCUUGCAGCUAUAUUUGACUUUGAGAAUGUUGAAGAGGCCACAGCCGCCAAGCCCAUGUCCUUGCAGGAGAAAAUCGAAGAAGAAAUAAAACAAUAUAAGCUAAUGAAUCAGAUAAGCAUAGAAAGCAACGCAUUAGACUGGUGGAAGAAAAACUGUAUCCAGUUCCCAUUACUUGCCUCUGUCGCAAAACAACGCCUGUGCAUACCAGCAACAUCUGUGCCAGCUGAACGCGUGUUCAGCUCAGCCGGUGAUAUUGUAACUGCCCAAAGGGCGUCCUUGGCUCCAGAAUUGGUUGACAUGUUGUUAUUUUGUAAAAAGAACUGUGAUUUGUGAUAAUUUCUGUCCAUUUUCUUAGGUUAUGUGAUGAUUACAUAUGGACAGUUUAAAGUUAAAUCAUCAUUGUUCUUCAUUAUAGCGUUAUCUUAACAUUCUAGUCAUAAAAAGGUGUUUUCAAAAGAGUGUUUUUUUCGAUAGAGAGUAUGAUUACUUCUAUCAAGUUUAUUACAGUUUCUUUUACAGUUUCUAGUCAUACUAUGAUACCAGUGUUUUCUGAUCAUUGAGUUUAAUAAAGUUUGUAAAACUUGUUAUUCUGCUGUUUUCUUCACAGAUACAUAUUCUGUAAAAUAUCGCGGUACGUUCCGCGAUACAGUGUUGCCGUACCACGAUAUACCGCGGUACGCUCACGGCGUAUCGUGACAGCC
Messenger RNA from Dreissena polymorpha, 2591 nucleotides. Its product is annotated as E3 SUMO-protein ligase ZBED1-like. The coding region runs from base 214 to 2223 and encodes 669 amino acids. The record is from RefSeq and is a predicted model, not a curated record. The transcript has 4 exons. Gene Ontology annotation, molecular function: DNA binding; protein dimerization activity. Lineage: Eukaryota; Metazoa; Mollusca; Bivalvia; Myida; Dreissenidae.